AUGGGUCUCAUUCGGACCAUAGCAUUAGUCGUUCUGACCAUUUCGUUUAUCGUCUUCAUAGCGCUUUUUGGAAGAUUGCCGGCUUUCAGACGCACGCCUAUCGCCUUCCUACACCAAUUACUAUGGCGGCAUAUACCGAAUGGAUUCAUCGCGGUGGACGAACGACUUACGGGCCGUCGUAUAUCGCGAAGCCUUGCCCGGACGGGCAAUUAUCUGAUGAAUGAGAAACACCCACUUGUUCUGAUAUUUUUCCUCGGUUUACAAGUCAUAGGCGAGGCGAUGUUUGUCCCGGCGGCGUGGGAUCGGCUAGCUACGUCGCAAAAGAUCGUGAUCCCGUGUCUGAUAGCUGGGCCGAUGGUGUUUCUCUAUCUGUCUGCCACGACCAGUUCGAACGUCACACCCGAGAACCACGCGGAGUGCAUACGCGCCUACCCUUAUGACUUUGCGCUGUUCCACCCGGGCUACUUCUGCAGCACGUGUCGGUUCGCGAAGCCGGCGCGCAGCAAGCACUGUCCGAUUUGCAAGGCGUGCGUGCAGAAGCAGGAUCACCACUGCAUCUGGAUCAACAACUGCGUCGGCCGGAAUAACUAUCUGUGGUUCAACCUGUUGAUCGUGGCGACGGCGGUGCUGCUUGCGUACGGUGCGAGGCUGGGCUACGUCUUGCUGGACGCGAGGCUGCAGGAGCGGCUUGUGCCCGCGGCGCUGACGAGGGGGAGUGCGACCGCGAAGAGAUGGAGCACCGCUCUGACCUGGGGAGAGUACUGGCAGUGCUGGGCCUGGGCCAUCAGCGUCGAGUGGAGGAUUGGGAGUAUCAUGAUGCUCACGAUUUUGAGUUUCCCGCUCGCCACGGCGUUCUUGGUCUAUCAUGUCUAUUUGGUCUGGGCCGGCAUGACCACCAACGAGAGUGCCAAGUGGAGUGAUUGGAAAGAGGAUAUACUUGAUGAUCUGGUGUACAGGGCCAGAAUAGCCGAGCUGAGAGAGACGUAUCCCAAAUUACCUGACGAUGUUGAGCCGAGAGACGAGGAUAUCAAGUCCCCAUGGCCCAGGGGUGCGCGGGCCAAGUGGUGGCUCGUCAGGAUGGUUGAUGGGCGACAACCUACGCUCAGAAAGAACAGAGAAAAUGGGAAGGGUGUUGGCGAGAGAGGAGCAGAGGACGAAGGCAACGAAGUGCCUGAUGAGAGGUGGACAAAGGUGCACAGUCUACGGGAAGUGGACAAUGUGUAUGACUUGGGGUUCUGGUCGAACUUGAAGGAUAGCAUAUUGAAUCGUGAUUGA
Exophiala spinifera is the source of this 1275-nucleotide messenger RNA. RefSeq lists its product as uncharacterized. Gene Ontology annotation, cellular component: Golgi apparatus; endoplasmic reticulum. Gene Ontology annotation, molecular function: protein-cysteine S-palmitoyltransferase activity. Lineage: Eukaryota; Fungi; Ascomycota; Eurotiomycetes; Chaetothyriales; Herpotrichiellaceae. Gene Ontology annotation, biological process: peptidyl-L-cysteine S-palmitoylation; protein targeting to membrane. The transcript is spliced from 3 exons. The record is from RefSeq and is a predicted model, not a curated record. Bases 1 to 1275 code for a protein of 424 amino acids.